GCAUGUUUUUGUAGAUUCUGUACUUUUUUGUUUUUCUGGUAGAAGGUCCCACAGAAGCUGGUGCACAUGAUCUUCGCCAUUUUCGAGGAGCACUCCAUUAAAACAAAUUGCAAAUUCAACAGCUACCGAACUCAGCGCCAGAACGUGCUGCAGCAGCCACUUUAUUCAUCAAUCAAAGGCACAGUGUGGCCCAGCUUCAUGUCCUCUAAAAGUAGAAGAUUUGAAGCAAAGCAAAAGUAGUUGUUGACGGUUACGGUUACUCAUGAUUUGCCAGAUUGCUCUCAAAUCCUUAUAACUUCUGCCAUAAAUUGGAGUGCUCUGUUCCUUUCUUUCUCAUUGUUUUGCAUCUUGCUCUGAAAUUUGAGUGUUUUUUUUGUUUCUUGUGCUAAAAUGAAGAGGAUUGCUAGGUUUGAAGAGGUGUUAGGGAAAAUGUUUUUAAUGAGAGCCUUUUUUGUGGUUGUGGUGUUGUUUUUGGUGGAGGAGGUGGCUUCAUUUGAGGCAGAGGAACUGGAAUGGCGCCCUGCGACUGCUACCUGGUAUGGCAGUCCGGACGGAGAUGGAAGCGAUGGUGGAGCCUGUGGAUAUGGCGGCCUUGUGGAUCAGAAACCCCUUAAAGCGAGGGUUGGAGCUGUAAGCCCCAUUUUGUUCAAAGGCGGAGAAGGCUGUGGAGCCUGUUACAAGGUGAAAUGCAUGCAAGAAGGUAUGUGCUCAGAAAAGCCUGUUACUAUUAUAGUAACUGAUGAAUGCCCGGGAGGAUACUGUGCAUUUGGCAGAACGCAUUUCGAUCUCAGUGGAGCAGCAUUUGGCCACAUGGCGACUGCUGGCAAAACCCCCGAACUUCUCAAUUCAGGAGAGCUCCCAGUUCUCUACAGACGGACAUUGUGCGAAUAUCCAGGGAAGAACAUCACAUUCCAUAUAAACGAAGGAUCAACAGACUACUGGUUCUCCAUACUCAUUGAGUAUGAAGAUGGUGAUGGAGAUGUGGGAGCAGUCCAUCUGAAAGAGGCUGAUUCAGAUUCAUGGAUGGAAAUGAAGCAUUUGUGGGGGGCAAACUGGAGUGCUUUGGGAGGACCAAUGAAGGCUCCAUUCUCUCUGCGCAUCACGUCUCUGUCCUCCAAAAGAACACUCUCUGCCAGAAAUGUCAUACCCCACAACUGGUUUCCUAACGCUACAUACAGAUCACGCCUUAAUUUCGACGACUAGACAAAGUAUAUUUUGUAUUGGCUUAUUCUAUCAUGUAUACUGCCAUUUGUGAGGAUGUAAGAAUAGUUGCAGUAGCCGUUGUAACCGUAACGGACAAAAUUCGGUGUAGUUAGCUGAUUAUAUCCGUUCCCCAAAAUAGGGGUUUGUAAUCUUUGGAAGAUAUUAGUUUUGUAUAUAUAUAUAUAUGCUUAUUUC
This is a messenger RNA of Cryptomeria japonica (Japanese cedar), 1398 nucleotides long. RefSeq names its product expansin-B16. The record is from RefSeq and is a predicted model, not a curated record. NCBI's taxonomy places the organism in Eukaryota, Viridiplantae, Streptophyta, Pinopsida, Cupressales, Cupressaceae. Gene Ontology annotation, biological process: sexual reproduction. Bases 391 to 1203 code for a protein of 270 amino acids. Gene Ontology annotation, cellular component: plasmodesma; extracellular region. The transcript is spliced from 6 exons.